This is a messenger RNA of Nicotiana attenuata, 2415 nucleotides long. RefSeq lists its product as uncharacterized. NCBI's taxonomy places the organism in Eukaryota, Viridiplantae, Streptophyta, Magnoliopsida, Solanales, Solanaceae. The record is from RefSeq and is a predicted model, not a curated record. The coding region runs from base 179 to 2080 and encodes 633 amino acids. The transcript has 4 exons.
CUUUUGAUUGCUUGAGAAUAGAAAAGAAUCAACAAGAAAAAGGGGAAAAGAAUACAUAAAAUCUCUCCUGAAAUAUGUGUACAUACUAAAACGCCAACACAGCUUUCUUGCUUAGACAAUCCUACUACUCCUUCUUCUCCCUCCUACAAUUUCCACUCUUAUAGUUAGGGUUUAUGACAUGCUACUCCAUACAAGUACAACCCCACAAUGCUUCAACAAAGGAGACGCUGUAGAAGUCCUAAAAACACAGCCUUUUACCAUCUGGUACCCCGCCACCUUACUCCGAUCAACCCCAACCAGAAAUGGUCAAAUUUACGUUGAGUUUCAGACCCUUAACGAGGAACCUUCUGGACGCCGGAGGAGAGAGUACGCUAAUGCUUGUGAUGUACGGCCUACGCCUCCAACGGAGCUUCACAGGUACUUCAAGGUUGGUGACAAUGUGGAGGUCCUUUAUGAAGGGAAAGGGUGGAGAAAAGGGAAGGUGAAUGAUAUCUUGGAGAAUUCUAUAUAUUUGGUUUCACUUGUAGAAGUUGUGGUUAAAGUGGAACUUUGGGGUUUGCGGUUUUAUCGAGACUGGGAUGAUGGCUCUUGGGUUCCUCCUCCUCUUCACCUCCAAAAAUUGCCCCAGAACACACCAGAUUUAGACCUAAAGUCAAGAGGGGUCAAACUCAGGAUAAAGUGUAGCAGAUCUUGGAUGGAAACAUUUAGCGAUGGGAUGUCUGUAGAGGUCAAAGGUGAUAAAGAAGGUUUGCGUGGUUCAUGGCAUAAUGCAGUUAUUGUCAAAUCUGUUGGCUAUGACAAGUUUUUGGUCGAAUAUCAGACACUGAAAGCAGUGAACGGGUCUCAAUUUCUCAAAGAAGAGGUUGAUGCUUCAUGCAUCAGACCGUGUCCACCUGAAAUCCAUUCGUUUCAUCUUUUUGAACCUCUUGAUAAGGUAGAUGCUUGGUUCAUUGAUGGAUGGUGGGAAGGUCAUAUAAGAGAAGUUCUUGGUGGUUUGAUGUAUGAAGUGUGUUUGUUGAGCACAGAGGAAGUAUUGGUGUUUGAACAUUCUAUGCUGAGACCUCAUCAAGAAUGGAUCAAAGAGAAAUGGGUUACUGCCAGAGAGUUUGAUAUGACAAGAAGUUCAUCUGACAUGAAUUUGAAGUCAAAGGAUCUGAAAAUCAAGAUAAAGUGUAGUGGAAAGACAUGCAAGUUCAGCAAAGGGAUGAGGGUAGAGGUGAAAAGUGAUGAAGAAGGAUACAAGGGUUCCUGGUACACUGCAGUUAUUAUCGAGUCCAUUGGUCAGCAUAAGUUUUUGGUGGAGUACCUGACACUAAGAACUGAAGAUGAAUCUGAGCCCCUUAAAGAAAUGGCAGAUGCUUCUGACAUUAGGCCCUGCCCCCCUGUAAUUGAUAGAAUUGACAGAUUUAAAAUGCUUGAAGAAGUUGACUCAUGGUUUAAUGACGGAUGGUGGGUUGGUAUUAUAUGCAAAAUCCUUGAUGGCUUAAAGUACAUGGUGUAUUUUUGGACCACAAAUGAGGAACUGGUGUUUGACCAUUUCACUUUGAGACCCCAUCAAGAGUGGAUUGAUGGAAAAUGGGUCAUUGCCUUCAGGAAAAAACCCAAAGUUCAAGCGAAGCCCGGACUUGGAAAACUAAGAGGACAGAAUGGUGGAGUAGCCAGGCGCACAAAAUUUAGCGUUGGAGCAAAGGUGGAGGUGAAGAGGGAUGAAAAAGGUUACCAGGGUUCAUGGUACCCUGCUACAAUUGUGAGACAUCUAGGAAAUGGGAAGUAUCUGCUGCGAUACCAGACUCUAGAAACUGAUGAUACGGAUCUCCUGACUGAAGAAGCAGAUGCUCUUUGUAUAAGACCUCCCCCAGUGACCCAACAUGCUGACAUAUUCAGGCCACUUGAUGAAGUUGAUGCUUGGUAUAAUGGUGGAUGGUGGGCUGGUCAAGUUUGCAAAGUUCUUGAUGGUUCAAACUAUACAGUCUACUUUAAAAUGUCAAAUGAGAUGUUGGAAAUUCAGCAUUCCGAUUUGAGGCCCCAUCAACAUUGGCUAGAUGGAGAAUGGAUUGCUGCUAAAAGGGUAUUGGUGUGAUUCUUUUUUCUCUUAAAGCAGCUAACUUAUUUGUGAUGUUAUUAACAUAGAGCUGCUGAUUGAUUAUCUGUUGUAUAUUUGGACAUGGACUCCCAAAUUGGUUUUUCGUCUACUCUCUGUUUCCUGCAAGCAAUGAAAGUAGACAAAAGGGAAAAGAGAAAAAUAUAGGUGAACUUGGACAUGCCACAGUAAAGCAUGCAAUAUUUAAACUGGACCUGCUUUGGUCCUUAUUACUUGUCCAGAAUGUGUUGCUUUGCAGGGUUGGAUAUCAUGAUCAGGGCAGCCAAAGCAAGCAUGAUGAUAUUUACCUACUUGACUUUUCGUAAUUCAUGAAA